AUGGCCCCGUCAGAUCGGCGUCCCGUGAGAUUCUACCGUGACUGGGCAGAGUUGAGAGAUGGCUACCGCGGGAAACAAAAGACGUCACUUCCAGCAGGGUGGUCUUGCCAUCAGAAAAUGUUGGCCUUCUCCAAAUACCCCCAAAUCGUCUACACCCACGAAACGCUGCCCAACAAGUGGUUCAGGAAUCCCAUCCCGCUCGUGACGCCGCCCAGAGCUGCCGCCAAGGCAACCUACCUCCGGCCCCGAUUUCUCUUUGGAACCAUAGACGUCAGCAGCACAGGCUUCCACGUGCGACAGGGCGACCAGCCAGGCGUGACUGCUGCGGAAACAAAAUGGGCAAAUGAGAUGUCGCGAAACAAGACCUCUUUUCCCCUCUUCGACCAAGCUGGGCGCAUAUCGGGCAUCAUCAAACCGAACGAUCACCUCAUGGAAGCCUGCGAGUUUGGUCCUGGUGGCCGGGGAACCUUGGAGCUCGUGGCUGUAUCAAAAGGCCGGGCGCAGGGCCAUCAGAUUUUUGAAGAGAUCAAGACCUUCCCCUCGUACGGAAACGAUAUACCUCCUGAAAUCGAAAUCAAUCGGAAGCCCUACGAGUAUUACAAUGUGCUCUGGCUGGGACGCUGGCGCGAGGAGAAGGUGUCAGGGUUGGAGAGCGGGUGGGCGUCGGGAGAGUGUUUAGUGCGAGGUGGAUGUCGGCAAUCAAGGAAACGCGUGAGGUAG
Molecule: messenger RNA, 720 nt
Organism: Pyricularia oryzae 70-15
Lineage: Eukaryota; Fungi; Ascomycota; Sordariomycetes; Magnaporthales; Pyriculariaceae
Exons: 1
Coding region: 1-720 (239 amino acids)
Source: RefSeq, a predicted model, not a curated record